AUGGGCGACGAAUACCGUACACGCGGCAGCUCUCACCGAGAGGACAGGUACCGUUCCUCCCACAGCGACCGCGACAACUACCGCGAACAUCGUGGCGACCGUGGCGACCGCGACAGAUAUGGCGGCGACAGGGACCGAGGAGGCAGACGUGGAGGGGACAGAGACCGUGGUGACAGGUACGGAGGUCGCGGUGGAGGAGGCAGGGAUUUCGGUGACCACGGGGGUCGACCCCCUCCAAGAUUUGAGGACGACCGCAGACAUGACCGUCGCGGCCGCGAUGAUGACAUGGGUCCUCCUCGCGGCCACAGGGGGGACGAUGGGCCCCCUCGUGGUGGCGGUGGUGGUGGACGUGGGAGGAGAGGGAAGGAUAUGGGUACACCUGAACGAAGGUCACCUACACCGGAAGGUGCUGUUCCGUUGUCCCAAAGAAAACGCAAGGCAUCAGGUUGGGAUGUUCACGCUCCAGGUUAUGAGCAAUAUACCGCCAUGCAGGCGAAGCAAACAGGUCUGUUCAACCUCCCUGGCGCCAACCGCACGCAAAUUCCGCCCAUCCUCGGCAUCGCGGGUCUUCCUCCUCCAAUGCCCGUUCAAACCUUUGGUAUGGGUAUUGGUGCCAACCCCAACCUGUCCCGCCAGUCUCGGCGUCUCUACAUUGGCAGCAUCACUCCAGAUGUCAAUGAGCAAAACCUAGCGGACUUCUUCAAUUCCAAGAUGAUCGAAAUGAGCAUCGGUACCGGUGGCCCUGGGAACCCUGUUUUGGCGGUACAGUGCAACUACGAGAAGAACUAUGCAUUUGUUGAGUUCCGUAGCGCGGAAGAUGCAACUGCAGCCAUGGCCUUCGAUGGAAUCAUCUUUAUCAAUGGUCCUCUCAAAAUUCGUCGGCCCAAAGACUAUGGUGGAGCGGAGAUCUCGUCUCCUGGAGUGCACGUUCCAGGUGUCGUCUCUACUAAUGUCCCUGACUCGAUCAACAAAAUCUUCCUCGGUGGUCUUCCCACUUACCUCAACGAAGAGAACGUCAUGGAACUUCUGAAGAGCUUCGGCGAGCUUCGGGCCUUCAACCUUGUCAGAGAAAAUGGCACGGGUGCUUCCAAGGGCUUCGCUUUCUUCGAGUACGUUGAUGCUAGCGUCACUGACGUCGCUAUUCAGAGUUUGAACGGCAUGGAACUUGGCGACCGAUACCUUGUCGUCCAACGUGCUUCUGUCGGAGCCAAAGGCGGUGCUCCAGGUCUUAUACCGAACCCCGCCAUCCCGUACGAUCAGUUCCCGGAAGUACCUCGCCCAAUCAUGCCAGCCGGACAGGAUUCCUCUCAAGACGCCCGUAUCUUGUUAAUGUUGAACAUGGUCACCGCCGAAGACCUGGGCGACGACCAGGAAUACGGCGACAUCUAUGAAGACGUCAAGGAAGAGUGCUCUAAUUACGGAGAAGUCGAAGACCUCAGGAUUCCUAGGCCUGUGAAGAAGGAUAAAGGCAAAUGGGGCGAGAGCGGAAUCAGUGCUCAGGAUGCGGCGCGGUUGGAUGAAGCAGCUGGCGUGGGCCGCGUAUACGUCAAGUACAGGACCACUGAGGCUGCUUCCAACGCCCUGAAUUCAUUGGCCGGAAGGUCGUUCGCUGGCCGGUCUAUCAUCGCCACCCUCCUGAGUGAGGAUAGCCAGACGACCCCUCCGCUCAACUUGAUUUUUGCGCCUCAGCCUGAAGCACCUCCUCCGCUUCCAAGCUCGUAA
Cyclocybe aegerita is the source of this 1722-nucleotide messenger RNA. Lineage: Eukaryota; Fungi; Basidiomycota; Agaricomycetes; Agaricales; Hemipholiotaceae. The record is from the annotation of a GenBank genome assembly.